ACAGUGAACACUAUAAACACUGUGUAUGUGUGCCCGCAUAAAGCAGCCUCCCUCUCCUCUCCUCCACCUCUUUCUGUCUCUCACACACACGCAACCAGUGCUCUCCUCAACCUCAUUCUCUCCUUUCAUUCCGUGGUGCUAUUAGGCUGAACCCAUGGAGGACUACCACAAACCAGACCAGCAGACCAUACAGGCGCUGAGGAACAUUGCCAACCGCCUCAGAAUCAACUCUAUCAAAGCCACCACUGCAGUGGGCAAUGGGCAUCCAACAUCAUGUUGCAGUGUGGCAGAAAUCAUGUCUGUGCUUUUCUUCCAUUCUAUGAAGUACAGGCCAGAUGACCCCAAGAACCCAAACAAUGACCGUUUCAUCCUGUCCAAGGGUCAUGCGGCCCCUGUCCUCUACUCUGUGUGGGUAGAGAUCGGCUUCCUGAAAGAGUCUGAGCUCAUGAGCAUGUGUCAGCUCGACUCCACGCUGGAGGGACACCCCACACCUAAGCAGCAGUUUGUGGAUGUGGCCACAGGCUCUCUGGGACAGGGGCUGGGCGUAGCCUGUGGAAUGGCCUAUACGGCUAAAUACUUUGACAAAUCCAGUUACCAUGUGUACUGCCUGCUGGGGGAUGGAGAGAUGUCUGAGGGGGCCGUGUGGGAGGCCAUGGCCUUCGCAUCCUACUACCAGCUGGAUAAUCUGCUGGCCAUACUGGACAUCAACCGGCUGGGCCAGAGUGACCCAGCACCACUGCAGCACCAUGUGGAGAAGUACCAGAGACGCUGUGAGGCCUUUGGGUGGCAUGCUAUCAUUGUGGAUGGCCACAGUGUGGAAGAGCUGUGUAAAGCCAUGAGCCAGCCACGCCACCAACCCACCGCCAUCAUCGCCAAAACCAUCAAGGGCAAAGGCAUUCCUGUGGCAGAAGAUAAGAUGGGAUGGCAUGGCAAGGUGCUGUCAAAAGACAUGGCAGAGAGCGUCAUGCGAGACCUCCAGAGCCGCAUCCUCAACAGUAACAAGCGCAUGUACCCUGCUUCACCCAUUGAAGACACUCCACCCGUGAGUCUGCGCAAUGUCCGCAUGCCCAGUGCUCCCAACUACAAACCUGGAGAGAAGAUUGCCACCUGCAAGGCGUACGGGAUGGCCGUGGCCAAACUGGGACGUUACAACGAGCGAGUGGUGGCUAUGGAUGUCGACACCAAAAAUGUCACCCACUCAGAAAUCUUUAAAAAUGAGCAUCCCAACCGCUUUAUUGAGUGCUACAGUGCAGAGCAGAACAUGGUCAGCGUUGCCACAGGCUGUGCCGCACGUGAGCGAAACAUUGUGUUCGCCAGUGGCCUGGCCACCUUCUUUACCCGCGCAUAUGACCAGCUCCGCAUGGCCGCCAUCUCAGACAGCAACAUAAACCUCUGCGGGUCCCACUGUGGCCUGUCUGACGGAGAGGACGGACCGGCCCACAUGGGGCUAGAGGACAUGGCUAUUUUUAGAGCUAUCCCCACUGCCACCAUUUUCUACCCCAGUGAUGCUGUGUCUACUGAAAAGGCUGUGGAGCUUGCAGCCAACACAAAGGGGGUUUGUUACAUCAGGACCGCUCGUCCAGAGACUGCAAUCAUUUACAACAGCAAUGAGGACUUCCAUGUUGGCCAGGCCAAGGUUGUGUGCCAGAGUAAGGAAGAUCAGGUUACAGUGAUCGGAGCUGGAAUGACCCUCCAUGAAGCUCUGGCUGCAGCUGAGCAACUCAAAAAAGAGAGGAUUUACAUCAGAGUGAUCGAUCCUUUCACAAUCAAACCACUGGAUGCCAAAACCAUCAUCGACCAUGUGCGUGCCACCAGGGGUCGUGUCGUCACGGUUGAGGAUCACUAUUAUGAAGGUGGCCUGGGAGAGGCGGUGUGCUCCGCUAUCGUGAAUGAGCCCAGCCUCACUUUCCAGCGUCUCGCUGUCGUUCACGUUCCCCGAAGUGGCAAAAUGUCCGACCUGCUCAAAAUCUACGGCAUCGACCGCGACUCCAUCACACAGGUGGUCAGGAAGAUGCUCAGCAGCUCGGCCAAUGCCAAGUGAACCUGUUCGCUUUGCCCCGCCCACUCCACCCAAAU
Molecule: messenger RNA, 2076 nt
Organism: Cyprinus carpio (common carp)
Lineage: Eukaryota; Metazoa; Chordata; Actinopteri; Cypriniformes; Cyprinidae
Gene: tkta
Product: transketolase a
Exons: 14
Coding region: 155-2041 (628 amino acids)
Biological process (GO): pentose-phosphate shunt, non-oxidative branch; ribose phosphate biosynthetic process
Cellular component (GO): endoplasmic reticulum membrane; extracellular exosome
Molecular function (GO): thiamine pyrophosphate binding; transketolase activity
Source: RefSeq, a predicted model, not a curated record